AUGAGCUCAACUGACCUACCACCACUGUUGAGGCUUCCACUACACACUAUAGCCCACAUUCUUUCUGAAUCCAACACUAUCCAAGAACUUAAGCCUAUUAUCUUGAGCCACUCCAUCUUCCGAGAUGCUCUUCGGGAGAACCUUCAUUUAGUGGCUGGCGCCAUCGUCACGCGCCAGGCGCCAGAUGGGACCCUUCCAUUUGUAACCGCUCUGGUAUCAUCGCAGAGGCCAUCGAUAUUCGAGCCUGAUGCUGCCAAGCAAGUGUUGAGAUGCGUGACAUCGUCGCCUACCUUGGGUCUAUCGAUGGCAGAAUAUGCCUAUAUGAGUAAAAGCUGCUCCUCUGCUGACAUCAUUUGCAAACAAAUGGCGACAGAGUUGCUAGCCUUCCAGUGCCAGGAACUAGGCACUAAUCGGCGAGACCGCGCCUUUCCCCAGGAGGAGUUUCGCGUCUACCGAGCCGUCUUUCGUUAUCAGCUCAUGUGCAACUUAUUUUGUCAUCAACUUUGCUCUACCAGCAAUACAGAAUCCAGGCCACGAUUUGAAGACGAGAACCUCAAACACUUGUUCUUUUCUUCAUUCUCACCUUGGGUCAACGAGGAACUCUCGUGCGUUUUCGUAUUUCUGCGACGCAAAGCAGCUCAAGGUAGGGACAUUUUCUGUCUUGACCAUUCCUCAACCAGCUAUAGCGACGGUUUUAACAAAUCUUCCCCUACAGCGUAUGAUGAUAUUCUCACACACGAUGUUACACUCUUUCAUCAUGAGAUUGAAGACAAUCCGGAUCUCAACUUCAUUAGCCAAAUUCAUUGGAUGUUAUGCAUGGGGCUUCCAUUCCUGAGUUAUAUAGUCUCAGGGGGCACUCUUCGGGCCUCAGGCAUUCCUCAGUUUUCCAAGGGACUACCUGCGACAAGAGCCUACAACCCACAGACGAUCCUCUUAUGCUCGAGACUAAAACCGGAAGAACUCACCCUCAACCCACCCCUCCGGCACGGAGCGCUCAAACUGCAAGAAUGGUCGAGUGCGCAAAUUUCGCAACUCGACCCACGAAGACGAAGAGACCCUCAGACGAGCUCGUUUCAUGCAUGGAUGGCUGCCCAUGUCAAAUCUCCCAUCUCCCAAACCGUCUUCUGCGAUGCUGAUUCAAACCUAUGGCUUAUUGGGUACGUGUUGUGGAGGAUUCCAGACACAUCGCCUGUUCUGUUGCAGAAGAUGUAUGCUGCUCUCAGACGGGAGCAGUCACUCUUCCCGCGGCGUGGCCCAGAAUGGGGAGAGGAUGACCGCGUGCGAUCAAGACGGCAACGAAUGGAUAUCUUUCUUGCCCGCGGCCUUGGUUACUGGCCUCGAGGGGGUGGUGAUUGGAGCCAGAUACGGGGGUUGUCGGAGUCCCAGAAGGAAGCGCUUGAGGCCAAAUGGUUACGUGAAGGGGUCACCGAACCUACGGGUGAGCGUUAG
Messenger RNA from Clonostachys solani, 1449 nucleotides. NCBI's taxonomy places the organism in Eukaryota, Fungi, Ascomycota, Sordariomycetes, Hypocreales, Bionectriaceae. The record is from the annotation of a GenBank genome assembly.